AUGCCCCACCGGAAGAAGUCGACCAGCACAACCGAGUCCAGUAGCGCCAGUUCAUCGGACUCCAGCUCAAGCGGCUCGGAUUCGGGAAGUUCCGGCGGUUCCGACUCCGGCAGUUCCAGCAGCGAAAGUGAUUCGUCUAGCUCGCAGGAACCAACAUCUCGCAACAACGGAACUAAUGCAGCACCUGCCGGCUCUAGCACGAACGCUUCGCUGUCGAAAACCAACGAUAAAGUUGUGCGUCGUCGUAGUUCCGAAGCAGCGGCCGUAGCCAGCAAGCUAGGAGGAACGAAUAGUAGGGCUGAGGCCGCCAAGGAACGGCAGAAUGCGGCUAAGCAAAAGAAGCUGUCGAAAAGUUCCAUUUCUUCAACCGACGACGAUGACUCUGAACCCGGACCGAGCCAAGCAAAGCCCACUGGGUCUCAGAAAAAAGGCCCAUCGGCUGAUUUGGGGAAGAAAAAACCGACUCUUGGGAAGGAUGCGAAAACGUCGGCGUCUGUACCGAUCACCGGGGGCAAAGUACCGCCCUCCGUCAUCAAGCAACAGCAGCAACAGCACCAUCACACGGGCGUGGCCCCCCUUACGAAGGGCGCAGCCAAGGCAAGCACCGUGGUGAAAAGUUUACACAAACCCAACAACAACGGAUCGGCCGGUAGUGGCGUUGGUGUAAAAAAGGCCACCCCUAAUGCCCCCACGAUCACGCCGGCAACGAAGGCAAAAAAGAAAAGUAUUUUCUCACCCGUUAAUUCAUCGGAAUCGGACGACGAUAAAGCGCCUGAAACGCAGGACUUGAAUGAUCGGCGAACGUCAAGCUCCAGUUCAACGUGCGGCAAUGCUGCGCCGGGCGGUGGUGGGCCAGCCGGGGGCGGUGGAUCCGAUCAGUCCGAUAAGAAUGCUUCCGGAUCGGGCAGCUCGGCAAUCAACUCCUGCUCGGCCCAGCUGCGUGGCCGUGGUCGGCCACGUAAAGCUUCGCUUCAGGCAACCAGCGCAAUGAAACCUGUGGCGCAAGUAAAACCACAACCGGCCGCCGGAAGUGGCAACAGUAAAGUGAGCCCGCCAGUUGCCGCAAAUAAAUCGGUAAAGUCGCCCGUGACAAACCUCUCAUCGGCCACGUCCAGCUCAAGCGAUUCGUCAUCCAGCGGAACGACGGAUUCGGAAACGGAAUCGUCCGACGACUCAUCACCCUCGCCAGCCGUAAUGCCACAGUUGAAAAAUUCCACCAAUCCCAUCAAGCGGAUACUCGAACGAACACCUCAGAAAACGAACUCAAAAGACGCCGCGUCGACGACGCCAGCGGUAGCCGGUGGGUCUGGGUCGGACACGGAAACAACCAAACAGACCCGCAAGUUGACGCGCUCGGCGAGCACGCGCAAAUCCAAGCAUCUGCUCGGGAAGAAUGCUUCCGAUACGGACUCGGAAGCGGAUAGUGUGAAGCACCGGUCGGCAUCAAAGAGUCCGGUCAAGAAACCACCAGGCGCCUCAUCGAAGGGUAAGGCCAAGAACAAUCUGGCCAGUUUGAGUACCAGCAAGCGGUUGAACGAUAAACCGAAGGAAUCGGUCGUCGAGGAGGCGCCAAUCGAGCGGCGCUGUCCGGUGGAAAAGUGCGAUUCGCUCGGCCACAUGGGCGGUGUCUUCGAGAAACACUUUACGCUGGAAGCCUGCCCGAUGUACCACAACAUGACCAUCGAACAAACGAAGCAGCUGCUGGUGGAGCGUAAACAGCGCGAAGAGGAGCGCCGCCGUUCGGUGCCGGUGUAUGAGAAUUCGAAGAAGAUUCAAACUCCCGACCAGAAGGUUUACGCGCAAAAGGUUCGCGACAUACGGUUGCGGUUUAAGCCCUCACCGCCACCGCCACCAGGACCGGGUACGGAACGACCGAAGCCGCUUCUCGAUCGCGACGGUAACGAAAUCGAACCCGAGCCCAAUCUGGAGGGUCUCGUGCCCGAUUACGAUCUGCAAUUGUUCCGGGAAGCACAGGCGCUAUCGAGUGAAAGCAUCGACAAGGAGCUGGGCGACAUGGUGACGGGGAAGGGUACGAAGUACAUCUCGAUGGGUCGCCACUGUAUGCAGGUUUGGUAUCAAUCGCCGUACCCCGAUGAUGCCACGCGGCUUCCCAAGCUUUAUUUGUGCGAGUUCUGCCUGCGGUACCAAAAGUCUGAGGUGGGCAUGAAGCGGCACGCGGCCAAAUGCGUCUGGCGGCAUCCACCGGGUGAUGAGAUCUAUCGCAAAAACAAACUUGGCGUGUGGCAGGUAGACGGCAAGCGCCACAAACAGUACUGUCAGCACCUGUGUUUGCUGGCCAAGUUCUUUCUGGACCACAAAACGCUCUACUACGAUGUGGAACCGUUCCUGUUUUACGUGAUGACGCUCGCGGAUAACGACGGAUGCCACACGGUGGGAUAUUUUAGCAAGGAGAAAAACUCGUUCCUCAAUUACAACGUUUCGUGCAUUCUCACCCUGCCACCGUACCAGCGCAAGGGUUACGGACGUUUGCUGAUCGACUUUAGUUACCUUCUGACGCGAGUCGAAGGAAAGAUUGGUUCGCCCGAAAAGCCACUGUCUGACCUGGGGUUGAUAUCGUACCGAUCGUACUGGAAAGACGUCCUCUUGGCAUACCUGUGCUCUCGGCCUGGUACCACGCUCAGCAUAAAGGAUAUCUCACAGGAAAUGGCCAUCAAUUCGUACGAUAUCGUCAGCACUCUGCAGGCCCUCGGCAUGAUGAAGUAUUGGAAGGGCAAGCACAUCAUCCUGAAGAAGCAGGAUGUUUUAGAGGAAUAUGAGGAGCGGGUGAAGCGCCGCGGUAACAUGCCCAAGAUCGAUCAGUCCUGCCUGAAGUGGACACCGUUUGUGGCCCCGGCUCCUUCCACGCCAUCUUCCUAG
Messenger RNA from Anopheles cruzii, 2877 nucleotides. RefSeq names its product histone acetyltransferase KAT7 (gene chm). Bases 1 to 2877 code for a protein of 958 amino acids. Gene Ontology annotation, molecular function: histone acetyltransferase activity; zinc ion binding. Gene Ontology annotation, biological process: regulation of DNA-templated transcription. The transcript has 8 exons. Gene Ontology annotation, cellular component: nucleus. Lineage: Eukaryota; Metazoa; Arthropoda; Insecta; Diptera; Culicidae. The record is from RefSeq and is a predicted model, not a curated record.